Penicillium roqueforti is the source of this 1653-nucleotide messenger RNA. Its product is annotated as MFS transporter. The coding region runs from base 1 to 1653 and encodes 550 amino acids. Gene Ontology annotation, biological process: transmembrane transport. Gene Ontology annotation, molecular function: transmembrane transporter activity. Lineage: Eukaryota; Fungi; Ascomycota; Eurotiomycetes; Eurotiales; Aspergillaceae. The record is from RefSeq and is a predicted model, not a curated record. The transcript has 3 exons.
AUGACCCAGGUAGAUCGAGUUUAUUCGGGUCGACAUCUCAAUGACCAGUCGGUAUACCACAGCGAUGAGUUCGAUGGGUCCGACGAUGAUGAGCCGUCUGUCGGAAACGAGCAUAUGCCCGAUAUCAUUCAGGAAGUACGGAACGGGAUUGUGAACGAACGCGAUUUGGAUCUAGAAAGAGCCGAUACUGCACAGCCUGAACUGGAGAAAUCAAGGACAUCAAGGUCGAACCGGUCUCGUCACGACCCAAAACUGGUACAAUGGGAUGGCCCUGAAGACCCCGAGAACCCAAAAAACUGGAGCAGCAAGAAGAAAUGGGCUGCUGUCAUCACCGUAUCACUAUUCACCUUCAUCUCGCCGGUCUCUUCGUCAAUGGUUGCACCGGCACUGCCAUCACUGGUAGCGGACCUCAAAGUCACAGACGAAGUAGUUUCACAACUUAUGCUCUCAAUCUUCGUUCUAGCCUACGCUGUUGGCCCAUUAUUCCUCGGGCCAUUUUCAGAGAUCUACGGCCGAACCAUCGUUCUGCAACUCGCCAACCUCUUCUUCCUAGUCUUCAACAUCGGGUGUGCGGUCUCACGAACGAAAGUCCAAAUGAUCGUCUGCCGAUUCUUUGCUGGACUAGGAGGCAGCGCCCCGCUAGCAAUCGGCGGCGGGGUCCUUUCAGAUUGCUUCCGGGCUGAAGAGCGCGGGAAGGGGAUUGCAAUCUACAGUCUUGCACCACUCCUAGGCCCAGCCCUUGGCCCUAUCGCAGGAGGCUUCAUCGCCGAAAACACAACCUGGCGCUGGGUUUUCUAUUCAACCUCAAUAACCGACGGCCUAAUCCAGCUAAUGGGCCUCUUCUUCCUACGCGAGAGCUACGGUCCGAAGAUCCUCCUCGACCGCGCCGUCCGCCUGCGCAACGAAACGGGCGACGAAUCCUACCAAACAGAAGCAGAGCGCCAAAAUAAGACCUUACCCGAAGUCCUGCGCAGCUCGCUCAUCCGUCCCUUCCGCCUCCUCCUCACCCAGCCAAUCGUCCAAGUCCUCGCCCUAUUCAUGGCCUACAUCUAUGGAAUCAUGUACCUCGUCCUCUCAACAUUUCCCACCCUCUGGACAAGCCCAAACUAUUACAACGAAUCAACUGGCAUCGGCGGCCUGAACUACAUCUCUCUCGGACUAGGCUUCUGGCUCGGCUCACAGAUUUGCGCCCCGUUAAAUGACCGUAUCUACCGCCGUCUCAAGGCCCGCAAUGGCGGUGUCGGAAAACCGGAGUUCCGCGUCCCGCUGCUCUUCGUCGGCGCCUUCUUUAUCCCCUCUGGCUUGUUCAUCUACGGCUGGACUGCUCAGUACCACUGCCAUUGGAUCGCACCGAACAUCGGUGCUGUACUGUUCGGUACUGGCAAUAUUAUUGCCUUCCAGUGUAUCCAGACUUAUAUGGUUGAUACCUAUACACGGUUUGCGGCUAGUGCGCUUGCUGCUAGUGCAUUCCUGCGCUCGCUAGCUGGGUUUGGGUUUCCACUCUUUGCACCGUAUAUGUAUAGUGCUUUGAACUAUGGGUGGGGAAAUAGUUUGUUGGCGUUCGUGGCUAUUGUCAUCGGGGUGCCAGCGCCAGUGUUUUUGUGGAAGUUUGGGGAGACGUUGAGAAAAAAGAGUACUUAUGCGGCUGGCUAG